AUGCCCAACCGUAGAGCAGUCACUGGAGAGCGUGUUUGGUGUUACUGUGGAAUAAAUAAGUAUGGUACUACCCCCCAUGAGUGCCACAUACGCACCCGCUAUCAACAUCUAGCCAAAGCCCAGCGGCUAGACCAACUUUUGCGUGCAGGCAACAUUGAAGACAAUGAGGACAACGCUGAAAAUAGUGAGAAUGGAAUGGAUAUUGACCAUACGAUGCAUAAUGCGCAUCAGUACAAAGACCAUGGAGGGGAUUUAGGGCUCGGAGACAACAGCUUUAAUGAUAUUGAUGCAUACAUGGGUGCACACCUUGACAGCAAGCUGUCUGAGUUGGAGGACUUGCAUGCCAAUUGGCACAAUAUCAACAACCCUGUUUGCAUUCCCUUGCAAACGCCAACUCCCCCGCCCAACAACAAGGAACCCCCUGACAAGGAUGGAUUUGCACACAUCACAGAGGAGGAUUAUUGCAAGUACAAUUGUUGGUUUGACAAAGACACUCUUGAAAUGGACAACAUUAUUGCCAAAACUCUUACCAAGGAAGAAAUGGAUAGCAUCAAGAUGAUGGCUAUACAACUGUUUGGACACAUCUUGCAGCGCAACUACAAACAUAUUUGCUUGCUAUUCUUUCUGGGAUAUCCCCUCAACCAAUUGACUGCUGCAUCAAUGUCUGUCACGCAUUCACUGGACCCUACGCCAACAAGGAUAUAUGCUCUACAUGGGUAUUUCAACAACCUGGAGAUGAUUAAGAGAAUGUAUUAUCAAGCCAACUAUACACAGGAAGAAGGCCGGAUGGAUGAUUACAUUGACUUGCAACGCUAUAAAGAUCUGUGUGAAAGUAACAUUAUUGUCAAAGGUGAGGACUUGGGAGUCCGGUAUUUUCAUGGAUCUUGUGACAUUGCCUAUGCGGUCAUGACAGAUGGCGUCAACCUAUUCAAGCAGGCGCAUUCUGAGAAAAGUACUUGUUGGCCAAUUAUGGCCAUCAAUUUAAAUCUCCCUGCAAGCAAACGUGUUAAGCUUUGCAAUUUGAUUCCCCUGGGCGUUAUCCCUGGACCAAACCAGCUGAAGGAUUUUGACUCGUACCUGGAGCCGUUUGUGGGGGAGGCGAUCAAACAGGCUUGUGGGGUUGAGACUUACAACGUCACUAGGCAGGAACAGUUCAAGUUACGGGCCCAUGCUUUUCUCAUUUUGGGCAACAUGCAGGCAAUCAAGCACGUGACCCAAAUGAAAGGACCAAACGGCAAGGUUCCUUGUUGCGCGUGCGAGGCCAUUGGUGUUUAUCAUACCUGCCGCAAGGGUUAUUACAUCCCUCUUGCUAACCCAGCCAACUACCCCAACGCAAUCCCAGACGGCAGACCUGACCCACAGGAUUUCCCGCCCAAUACAAUUCCUUUGUACAACCCACUCAAUCUCCCUCUCCGCACCAAAGCUAGGAUUGCUGACCAACUUGGAGAAAUGGAUGCUGCCAACACAAAGCGCCAACGUGAUGCCUUGUCUAAGAACUACGGACUCAUCAACCAUUCAAUCCUUGACCGCAUUCCCUCAAUUUGUUGGCCUGACUUGUACCCGCACAAAUACCUUCACUUGUUUCUUCUCAAUCAUGGCCGUGAACUUAUCUCACUUUGGACUGGAUCUUGUCACGGCAUUGAUGAUUCUGGCAACAAGGAUUAUUUGAUAUCUGCUGACGACUGGGCCGCUAUUGGACUUGAGACCAAAGAGGCUUCAAAAACACUACCUGCCGCAUUCAUUUGA
Messenger RNA from Rhizoctonia solani, 1746 nucleotides. Its product is annotated as Transposase family tnp2. Lineage: Eukaryota; Fungi; Basidiomycota; Agaricomycetes; Cantharellales; Ceratobasidiaceae. The transcript is spliced from 5 exons. The record is from RefSeq and is a predicted model, not a curated record. The coding region runs from base 1 to 1746 and encodes 581 amino acids.